AUGUAACGAGAUCAAAUUAAUUUCUCUUAUUUAAAGAGAUUGUUUCCAACUCUGGAACAGAUCUUGUAUACUGGCAAAUUCACUAGUUUGAAUGAGUUUGAUAAGUGCACUUAGUUGUGGCAUCAGGCUGGAUUUCAAGGACCAUUCUUCUUAAUAAAAUUAAGUGACCAAUUUGUUUUCAUUAUUUUAAAUCAAAACUCAACGUAAGAUUUCAUAAGGACAAUAAAAAAGGGCUUCACAUUUGAAUUGAGCAAAGGGACACAAUGGUUUUAUUUUAAUUUCUAAGAUGAAUAAUCAAAGGUAUUCAAUGUGUGGUUCUAGGAGUAAUAAGAUUUUGAAAAUUUUAAGAUUUGCAUGGAGAAGAUAGCAAAAUGA
This is a messenger RNA of Paramecium octaurelia, 375 nucleotides long. NCBI's taxonomy places the organism in Eukaryota, Ciliophora, Oligohymenophorea, Peniculida, Parameciidae. The record is from the annotation of a GenBank genome assembly.